Helobdella robusta is the source of this 3363-nucleotide messenger RNA. RefSeq lists its product as hypothetical. The record is from RefSeq and is a predicted model, not a curated record. Bases 1 to 3363 code for a protein of 1120 amino acids. Lineage: Eukaryota; Metazoa; Annelida; Clitellata; Rhynchobdellida; Glossiphoniidae. The transcript has 4 exons.
AUGGAUGCGGAAAGUGAACUCAAGGGAACGAAGAAGGAAUUUUUUGUUGGAGAUGUUGUUCCGUUCAGUUGUUGUAACCCUUCAAAAGCUCGACCAUGCAUAACGUCAUUUUAUACGAACGGCAGUAGGCAUAAACACUACCAACCAGAUACCGACAUGACAAUCAGCAAAAGGGGUUGUGGAGAAGGAGUUUCUGCUGUAGUUGGAUACUGGUUGAGAGUAUUAGGCAUUGUUUGCUUAAGCUAUUUACCGGUAGAGUUUUUUGCUCUUCUGAUUUUCCGUGUUUUGGAAACGUCCUUGAACUUGGCAAUAUCGUGGGGCGAUCCAACACAACCAGCUCAAGGAUACAUCCUCAUAUGUGGAGUGCCUCCCGUCCCACCAGGGGCUUCUCUGGACCCUGAACAAUUGGCGGUCAGACAGCAGAUGCUUGAAGAGCUGGCUUAUAAUGAGGAGAACCUGAGUGAAGCUCUGAACAGGACGAUUGCAGCACGCGACCGUAUGUUGAUGGCAGAUUCACUAAAAGAUAGGACGAACAAUCACAGCACUAACGCCAGCAAUACAAAUUAUUCAAGGAACAUGAGAAGAAGAAGAAGAAGGAAUGUAAAAGAGAAAGAAAUGAGUAACAGUGAAAGUCUUGGUUAUGCCGGUUUUAAUCGUUUGAAAAAGAACGGUCGAUCAAACAGCCACUGGCACUCGCAAGAUCAACAUAAGAUUCGCUCGAACAAUAACAUCAACUUCAACAAAAUAAAUAUACAAUCCGACCAAAAAACUGAGAUAGAAAUUGAUGACAACAGCGAUAAUGAUGAUAACUGCAAUGAUGACGAGUAUGAUGAGUUGCUGGUAAGUGGAGAGAAGAGGAAGAAAAAAUUGUCAGCCGCAAGCAGUGAAACAAUAGGGACCAUUCCUCAAUUUUUCAAAAGCUACAAACAAGACUACAAGCAUCUUUCGCCGUCGUCCGAUGAUGACAACCAUGAUAGGGACAACAACGAUGACAACAACAACAACGAUGACAACAACAACAACGAUGAUGAUGAUGACGUCAUCAACAACACCAAUGAUGACGAUGAUGACAAGAGUGAUGAUGAAAAGCAUGAUGACAGCAAUGAGUGCAAACACAAUCUUGCCAAUAAUUGCCAAUGUGUUGGAGAGGAUAAUGAUAAAAUGAAUUGCAGUGAUGUGAAUUAUUUCGUGUCCAGUCGAAAACAGUCGGACAACAAUCUGAGUAAAAUCAGCUCCUUCUGUGAGAAUGCAGUUUUUCAAAACAGUGCUAAUGACGAAUUGCAUUUUAGGAGCAGUAUCGAAGACGGUUUUGAAAACAAAAAUGAUUUGUGCGGCAACAGAAUGUGGAAAUUAAACUUAAACGAAAACAAAUCACACUACUACGAUGACGACGAUAGCGAUGUCUAUGAUGAUAGAGACGGUGAUGAUGAUGAUGACCAUAACGUUCAACUCUACUCAGUGAAUGAUGAAAAUUGUGUUUGCUUGAAUCGUAACGACAUGAGAUUUGAAGAUAACAACAUUACAUCAAACACUAGCGAAAAUUGCAAGAACAUAGGUGAGGAAGUUGAUGACGAAACGGAUUGGGAUAAGUUGUCUAUCAACCGUCAACCAGUGAACUUGAUGCCUUACGAUUGCAUGAAUAAGAACGAUCGGGAAAGCUUGAAUUCGUCAGAGAACUUUACAAACAUAGAUCUCAAUCACUUAAAAGUUGACAGCCCUAUCAUUACUGAUAGAAGUGAUGCUUUUCUCAACAUUGAAGAUGCAGUUGAUGAAAAGGAUGCAUGUCUUUGGUUCGAGGAUGACAAGAAACAUGUUAAUGAUUUGGAGGACAGUGAGCUGGAUCAUGCUGAUGAAUACGUUCUUGCAAAUAGUGAAAUUGAGAAAAACAAUUCUUGUUUAACUCAUUCGAAUAAACUUAAAAAUUUGAGAGGUAUUCACGACAGGGAGGCCUUUCUACACAACACUCCCGCAAAUGGAAAUGUUGAAGAGGAAACUGAUGGGUCAAUAAAAUUAAUUUUUGAUAAUGGCAGAGAUGAAAAUUAUGGGAAUCAUAAAACAAGAAUAACCCAAAAAUGUGAAGUUACAGCUAAAUGUGGUGCUAACAACCAAAUGUUUAACAAUUUGAAAAACUUGAACGAUUAUGGAGAAAAUUUUUUUGAUUUUAAUUAUGAGGUCUUACCAUCGCUCUGUUCGUCCGCAUUUCUUGACCGACCGGUGAAUUUCUUCCAGAUGAAUACAAACUUGAACUGUUUGAAUGAGAGAAGUUACCGUACAACUUCAUACAAACAGCAUCAUUUCAACAACGACCAACAACUAUAUCAACAAAACAUAAAAAAUUGCUCAACAAAAACAUUUUUGCCUACAGUCAGCCAAAACAUACAACAACAACAACAACACAUAAUUUUCCAGAAUCAUUCAAACACUAAUUUUAAAUUUAAGGAGCAGCAGCAACCAAAUGAACACGACCACAUUGGCAGUGAAGACGUCUUGGUGGUCAAUCGGUUGGCAGAUGGUGAGAACCACAGGCUAUGUACUUCCAAUGAAAAAAACUUUACAAAUAAUAAUAAUUUACGAGGAUUAAAUUCUUUCCAUUGUUUGACGCCAAAAGUAGCACCGAGAGCAGUUGACCAUAAUCGCAAAAUUUUCUCCACGUUUUCAACAUCAAAAUCUAAAACUGUAUGCGAACCUUCACUAUUAGCGGAACGGUCGUUAACAACAACGCCUUCAAUAACCACAAUAACUACACUAUCAUUCGCUGCAACAGCUGCAACAACACCAACGUCAACAACACCAACAACAACAUCAUCAUCGACAUCUACUACUAGAUCAUCGUGCGUCAGCCACCAUUCACUACCUCGCAACUACAUUUUCCUUCAACGUAGAAAAACUAAACCAUUUAAUAAGCUACGUUUGUUGCAACAACUGAGAAAGCAUCAACAACAAUUAGAGAAUCACCACCACUACUUUUGUGAUAACCAACGUCAACAUUGUCAUCACCACCGCCAACAGCCGCAGUGUUAUCCGCAAAAAAAUCAGCAACUUCAACUUCUCCCUGAAAAUGCUUCUCAACAAACUCCCGGAAGCUUGAAUAUUUUUAAUGGCGACAACAUCACAUAUGAACGUUUCAACAAAUCCAACAACCGACUCAUUAACAUCAACAAUAACAACCAACUCGACAACAUCAACCAACUCAACAACAACAACAACAACAACCAUAUUAACAACCAUAUCGACAAUUACAAAAAUAGUAGGAUCCACAUUCAACACAAACUCCAGAUUGAUCAUCAGCCACAGCAGCCAAGCAAACAUCCAGCACCUCUUAUCCCAGUCACUAUGUCCAUCUUCAGAGAAACUUCUUGUUGA